Lampris incognitus (smalleye Pacific opah) is the source of this 1579-nucleotide messenger RNA. It is a transcript of the gene htr2b, whose product is annotated as 5-hydroxytryptamine (serotonin) receptor 2B, G protein-coupled. Gene Ontology annotation, cellular component: plasma membrane; dendrite. Gene Ontology annotation, biological process: G protein-coupled receptor signaling pathway, coupled to cyclic nucleotide second messenger; chemical synaptic transmission; regulation of behavior. Bases 1 to 1398 code for a protein of 465 amino acids. The transcript has 3 exons. Gene Ontology annotation, molecular function: neurotransmitter receptor activity; G protein-coupled serotonin receptor activity. The record is from RefSeq and is a predicted model, not a curated record. Lineage: Eukaryota; Metazoa; Chordata; Actinopteri; Lampriformes; Lampridae.
AUGUCCCAGCCAGUGGCAGCUCUGCUGGCACCCAACGGUUCUGGGCCAGGGGAGGGGUCUGGGGUUCAGCUCCAAUGGGCUGCCCUGCUCAUCAUCAUGGUCAUCAUCCCCACCAUUGGUGGGAACAUCCUGGUCAUUCUUGCCGUGUCCCUGGAGAGAAAACUGCAAAAUGCGACCAACUACUUCCUGAUGUCUCUGGCAGUGGCAGACCUGCUGGUGGGACUGCUGGUGAUGCCCAUCGCCCUGGUCACCGUUCUUUACAAUUCUGGGUGGCCUCUUCCAGAAUUCCUCUGCCCCAUUUGGCUCUUCCUGGACGUGCUGUUCUCCACCGCCUCCAUCAUGCACCUGUGUGCCAUCUCACUUGACCGCUACAUUGCCAUCAAGAAGCCCAUUCAACACAGCCAGUACAAAUCCAGGGCCAAAGCCAUGGUCAAGAUCACUCUGGUGUGGCUCAUAUCAAUUGGUAUAGCCAUUCCAAUUCCAAUUAAGGGGCUGAAGAACUACCAUCUUCCCAACAAUGUCACCUUCAACAGCAACCACAUCUGUCUGCUGAAAACGGACAGCUUCCGUGAUUUCAUCAUGUUUGGUUCCCUGACGGCAUUCUUCAUCCCACUGACCAUCAUGAUGGUCAUCUACCUGCUCACCAUUCAUGUGUUGCGCAAGAAGGUCUGUUUGCUCAGGUCUAGGGUAACUCAACGCUUCACCCGCUCAAUGGUCUCCACAGUCUUUCAAAGAGAGGAGGCUGUGGCCCCUCCUCCGACUGACAAACUGACUAUGCUGCAUGGCAGAUUGCCUCGAACAUCAGGUAAUUUGAGUUCAGCAAUGACAAACCCCAUCACAGCAGAUCACAUGCCCUUUCGUCGCAUGUCUGCCAUGGGCAAGAAAUCCAUGCAAAACCUCAGCAAUGAGCAGCGUGCCUCUAAAGUCCUGGGCAUCGUUUUCCUCCUGUUUGUGGUCAUGUGGUGUCCCUUCUUCAUCACAAACAUCACCUCCGUACUGUGCUCCAGCUGUGACAUUAACCUAAUUGCCCGUCUGAUGGAGAUCUUUGUCUGGGUGGGCUAUUUGUCCUCAGGUAUCAACCCGUUGGUCUACACCCUGUUUAACAAGACCUUCCGGCAGGCAUUCACACGUUACAUCACAUGUAAUUACAACAGCAGCACCAGCAUCAGCAAAGGGAGACAACAAAGGACACGGAUGUCCUUCAGCUCGACCAUGGCAGAAAACUCCAAACGGUUUGUGAAAUGCAGCAUGAGGAACGGCAUUGGAGCAGUGAGCUGCCAAAGCCCACUGAGGUGUGGACAGGUGCCCAUUCAGUCCUCCAGCAGUAUUGUGCUGGACACACUGCUCCUGGCUGAAAAUGAUGGUGGCAAGCCGGAGGAGCAUGUCAGUUUUGUGUAGCACUGAGACAAAAGGCAGCAUGUUUCCUAUCUCUAUCAGAGUGACACCGGGUGUCACUUCUGAGCAUUGAAUUCUAAAGCUGGUCAGUUGCUCUUUCUGCUUUCCCUCACAGAGGGAAAAGAGGCAAGUCAAAGACAAGAGGCAAGUUUCCCAAUAGUGUGGAAUUUGAGGAACAUGACCU